Molecule: messenger RNA, 559 nt
Organism: Radiomyces spectabilis
Lineage: Eukaryota; Fungi; Mucoromycota; Mucoromycetes; Mucorales; Radiomycetaceae
Product: vesicle transport protein
Exons: 5
Coding region: 132-539 (135 amino acids)
Biological process (GO): retrograde transport, endosome to Golgi; endoplasmic reticulum to Golgi vesicle-mediated transport
Cellular component (GO): COPII-coated ER to Golgi transport vesicle; Golgi membrane; endoplasmic reticulum
Source: RefSeq, a predicted model, not a curated record
CAAAAAUAGUAAGAAAAAAAGAAACAGUCCCAACCGAUUGCUUUUUUUGGAAGUCUUUCAUUUGCCAGUGGUGUUCCAUCCAGUGUUUCAUUGUUCUCGCUUUUUCUCUCUUUCUUCUGUUGGGUGAGAUUAUGUGGUUAAGUGAUACGCAAAAAAUCGGGGUUGGAUUAACCGCUUUCGGCGUGUUUUUCAUGACGUUGGGCGUUUUUAUGCUGUUUGAUGUUGGAUUACUCGCGAUUGGCAACCUCUUGUUUAUAAGUGGCAUCACGGCCAUCAUUGGACCGCGCAGCACGCUUGUCUUCUUUUCCAGACGAGAGAAGCUGAAAGGCACGAUUUGUUUUGUGGGAGGAAUCGUUUUUGUCCUGUUAAAAUGGCCCAUUUUUGGCUUUCUUUUGGAGAUCUUUGGUUUCUUGAACCUUUUCGGUGAUUUCUUCCCGGUCAUCUUUGGUUUCUUGAAACGAUUACCUAUCAUUGGACCGAUACUUUGUCAUCCAGCCAUAUCCCGAGUCUUGCCGCGCGAGAGCCGAACACGAGUGUAAAAAUAUCAUUAAAUAACUGU